Molecule: messenger RNA, 1116 nt
Organism: Caenorhabditis remanei
Lineage: Eukaryota; Metazoa; Nematoda; Chromadorea; Rhabditida; Rhabditidae
Exons: 6
Coding region: 1-1116 (371 amino acids)
Molecular function (GO): oxidoreductase activity; FMN binding
Source: RefSeq, a predicted model, not a curated record
AUGACUCCUCCAGUUUUGUUGACUCUUGAAGACUAUCGAAAAUAUUCGGAAAGAAAUCUCGUGAAAUUAGCCAGAGACUAUUAUGAAAGCGGUGCAGAACAAGAAGAGACUUUGAGAAGAAAUGUCUCGGCAUUCGAUCGACUAUUGAUCCGUCCAAGAUGUCUUCGAUCCGUCGAAUCAAUCGAUACGUCUGUCGAGUGGCUUCAUGGAAAAAAAGUAGAUUUUCCAGUUGGAAUUGCUCCAACAGCAUUUCAAAAAAUGGCAACAAAGGAUGGAGAAUUGAGCACUGUCCGAGGAGCAGCUGCAAGUAAAUCCAUUAUGAUUUGUAGUUCUUGGUCUACAACAUCCAUUGAAGAUAUUGGGAAAGAGGCAAAAAUAGUCGGGGCAACUCUCUGGUUUCAGCUCUACGUCUACAAAGACAGAAAAGUGACGGAAAAACUGAUCCAUCGUGCUGAAGCUGCCGGAGUCGAAGCUCUAGUUUUGACUGUCGACACCCCAGUUCUUGGACGUCGUCUAAAGGACACUUACAAUAAAUUUUCUCUUCCUAAACAUCUGAAAUUCGCGAAUUUUGAGUCGAAUACUCAAGCCGAAAUGCCAAAAGGGCACACUGGAGAAUCUGGAUUCAUGCAAUAUGUUAGCUCGCAGAUUGACCCAUCUCUUGAUUGGAAAACUCUUGAAUGGAUUCGAACAAAAACUAUAUUGCCGGUAAUUGUGAAAGGGGUAAUGAGAGGAGAUGAUGCAUUGCUUGCUCUGGGAGCUGGAGUUGAUGGAAUUAUCGUUUCAAAUCAUGGAGGACGUCAAAUGGAUAGCUCUAUAGCUACAAUCGAAGCUCUACCGGGCGUGCUUCGAGCAGUUGACAAGCGAAUCCCUGUUUGGAUGGAUGGCGGUGUACGAAAUGGUCGAGACAUUUUCAAAGCUGUGGCUCUCGGAGCACGGGGUGUUUUCGUGGGCCGUCCCGUUCUCUGGGGACUCGCCACAUCGGGUUCGUCGGGUGUGGCCGCCGUCCUCGGAAUUCUCCAAUCUGAAUUCCGUCAUUCAAUGCAGCUCUCUGGUUUUCGAUCGAUUGCAGAACUCCAAAAGGAUGAUCAAGUUGUAGUACAUGCCUCAAAACUGUAG